CUGGAGGGAUGAAACUCGACUGCAGGUCUGCAGAUGGAAGGCAGACAGUGUAACUCGCUCUAGGUUUCUUUUUUUUUUCCUCCCCAGCAUGCAUGGCUUUUGUUUCUAGCAGAGGGGACAGGGCUGAUGCAGAGAAAAGCACUCAUCUUAUACACUGUACUUGGGAGCCCUUUGUAAGUGCCCGAGUGCACAGUGUGGCACUCUGUCUGCGCUCUGCAGUUGCAUAGACUUAUGUUCAGUCACCACACGGCUGAAUUGAUUUUAUAACACGAGGGAGAGACUGAGAGAGACAGAUAACAGGGUACUGAGUGGAGAGUGGGCAGUAGGGGCUGUUUUAACAUCUACAGAAACUGGAAAUUAAACUUUUUUUCUUUGCUUUUUUUUCCCCCACAUCUAGCCUUUUUAAGGCUGCACUGGACUGAACUGUUUGCUGCACAUCUCAGGAGUGAAUUAAUUCUUGCGCUUUUUUUGUACUCAGCUGCGAAGAGGGGGAGAAAAGAGCUGAGUGUGCUUUAAAGUGAAUCGGAGGACCGAGGAGAGAGGGAGAGAGAGAAAGAGCAAGUACACCGCUCUCCCUCUGUGUGUAUAACUGGGCAGCAUGGUGCAGAAAAUGAGCCACACAGAGAGCACCGCCGAGGCGCUGUCCUUUUUCGCCGGGGACUCGAGCUCCGACUCCGGGGCGUGCAUGGACCUGGACCCGGCCGCCUCGCCUCUCUCCCCGGGCUCUACAGCUUCUUCCACCGCCGGGGACAAGCUGGGAGACAACCCGGCAUGGUGUAAAACUCCCAGUGGCCACAUCAAGAGACCCAUGAACGCGUUUAUGGUAUGGUCACAGAUCGAGAGGAGGAAGAUCAUGGAGCAGUCUCCGGACAUGCACAACGCCGAGAUCUCCAAGAGGCUGGGGAAGCGGUGGAAGCUGCUCAGGGACAGCGACAAGAUCCCCUUCAUCAGAGAGGCGGAGCGGCUCAGGCUCAAGCACAUGGCGGACUAUCCCGACUACAAGUACCGGCCGAGGAAGAAGGUCAAAUCGAGCGCCUCAAAGCCUGGCAGCAGCGGCGACAAGGGUGAGAAACUCAACAGUAGCUCUAACAACACCAGCACUAAGACAUCCUCAUCAUCGAGGAAGAACGGAUCCAAAUCACCCAGCAGCAGCAAACCCCAUAAAUCACUUUUCGGGAGCAGCAGCAGUAGCACCAAAGCAUCACCGUUUGCCUCUGAGCACCCGUCAGAGCACCACCACAACUCUCUCUACAAGUCGAAAUCUGUCUCCUCAGCAGCCAAGCAGAUACCGGAUGGCAAGAAGCCCAAGCGGGUGUACGUCUUCGGGAGCACCGCGGCCAGCCUGAGCGUAAGCCCCGCGUCCUCCGUGGUGGUCCCGGCCAGCCCGACGCUCAGCAGCUCGGCGGACUCCAGCGACCCGCUCAGCCUGUACGAAGACGCGGCCAGCGGCAGGGAGGAGGGCGCCGAGUCCCCCAGCAGCAGCGGCGGCAGCCUGGGCGGGUCUUCGGGGCGCCACGGCGGGCACACGUACAGCAGUCGACGGGCUUCGUCUCCUACUCCCUCCGGCUCUCACUCCUCCUCCGCCUCGUCCCGCUCGUCCUCCUCCUCUUCCUCCUCGGAGGACGAAGAGUUCGAAGACGACUUGCUCGACGUCAACGCGAGCCCCGGCUUCGAUAGCAUGUCGCUGGGGAGCUUUGGUUCCUCGGUGCUGGACAGGGACUUGGAUUUGAACUUUGAGUCCGGCUCUGGGGGCUCCCACUUCGAGUUCCCCGACUACUGCACGCCCGAAGUCAGCGAGAUGAUCUCCGGGGACUGGCUGGAGUCCACCAUAUCCAACUUGGUGUUCACGUACUGAGUGAGCCAAAAACAAAAGGAAACAAAAAAUAAACGACAGGUAGGCCUAAAGUCCUCCCAGCAAAACAUGACCACAAAACACAACCAGGAGCUCCUGGUGCAGUGGGCUUAAUAGUUUGUGUUCACCAGACUACUAAAAACCCACUGAAACUAGCCCCCGUCCCUUCUCGUCCUUUGUAGGCAAGAGUUGCAAAUCGUUGGAAAGCUAAACUUUAAAGCGAAUAAGUCGCUUUUUGUACUUUUCUUCGGAUGCGUGGACCGGAGGGGGGGAACUUGGUUCAACCACAGAAGUGGAGGGAGUGCAACCCAGAGAGAGAGGGGGGAGAGAAGGAGAGACUGACUGAGGUUCCUGAUAGUGAAACGCUCAGUCACCGAACUGUUUUUGAACUGAACAACUUAACUGUGAUUGAUUUGCACGUUACGCGGUCCGCCGUUCACUUAAUCAAUGUUGUUGCUGAUUAAAAAAAGAAAAGAAAAAAAAAAAAAAAGAAAAGGGACAUUUCACAACUUUUUACCAAUCGCCAAGUGAACUUCACCACUAAAAGGUACAGAACCGGGACUGUCGUGCGACAUUUUUUUUAUUGUGGUGUGUCACCGAGAGGGAUUUUUAAUGAAACCGAGGUGGGUUGAUGUUUUUUAAAAGUCAGAAUAUUUUCUCAAAAGCAAAAACAUGUUAAGCAUGAUAGCCUACUUUGUUCCUAUCUUGUGCUGAGAUUUUCUGUGAGACUGUCGAGCAGUUUAAAAACUAGUAUUAGGGUUAUUUAAAUGGAUAGGUGGCGCUCGCUUUCGGUUCUUCUCUUUUUUUUAUAUAUAAAAAAAGGACAUUGAAAUAAUCACCAGCUGUUGUAAUUUUUUCAAACUUCAGGAUUCAAACGCAACUUCAAAUCUGUGCUGAACUUUAUACACGUGUUCUCUUCUAUUCAGGACCAAAAUUCUUUAAUUUCAGAUGAUAGCUAUAGAGAAAUCCUCACCGAUUUGUUUGUUUUUCAUCCUCUGAGCUUUGUUUUGUACAUGUUAUUCAGAUGCCAUUUUAUAUGGGAUGUUGUAUUUAUAUACUGGGACAAGCAUUUUUGACUUGAUCAUUUUUUUAUUUCUUGUAUAACAUGAUCUGGUCCUGUUUUUUUCUUACACGGUUGUUUGUCAGUAUGUCUGUCUGUCACAUUUCCUUCUCAGGCGAAGGGCUAGAGUUUUAAAAACACACAACUUUUUGAUUUCAUUUUAUAUUUAAAUGUACACACUUUUUUGGACACUUAAAAGAGAGGAAACAGUUUGAUUAUUUUCUCAGUGUAUUUUUGUACAAAUCUAUAUAAAAAAAAUGGGGGAGUCAACAAUCGGUGUGUGUAGCCUACUAAUACAGCUGUAUUGGAUUUCCUAAUUUUUAGUACCCCGGCAGGCUGGCUUUUAUGCUGCCUUCAAGUGCUCAUGGUAAGCUCGUACUCAUGACUUUUUAUUGCCUGUUCAAAUGCCUUUUCUAGGUACAGCCAGCAAAACAGACCUUACAUCACUGUGGUGCCUAUUGUUUGUUUUCAGAAGGCACCGAGCUACUUUUUACUGAAGUGACCGGGCAGAGGAGAUAAUAUGAAUCAGGUGUGUAAUCGGUGUUAAAUUCACUAAUUUGGCAAACUUUCUUGGACUCUUACCAGCAAAUGCUGACAAUACUUCUUCAAUGUCCAAUCCCUGAUCAUCUCGUAUUGUCAGUACAGGCAUAAGAUGAUUAACCACCCAGUUAUAAGGAUGCAAUUACGAAUUUUCCGACAGCACUUGAAAGCAGCACCAGUCUUUGUAACAGCCUACCUUCUACGUUUACAGUGCCAGUCUGCAGGCUCCUUAAAGACACAGGAAUGCAUUAUUUCUGGAGGCUAUUCCUGUGGACCAUGUGGGUUAACAGCUUCACUAUCUUAAGCAGCCACUUGCUUUUGCAUUUCCCAUCAGACAUCUUGCCUAUGACAACAAAUGAGGAGAUUGUAGCUUUAAAUUUGACUUAUUUCUUGAUGUUUUCAUUAAUUGAUGUCAAAUUUGCCAAUCAACCACUGGAUUGAACAUGCUACCAAUACAACAAGCAAACAACAAGGAUGACAACAUCAAGCAUAUUCAAAUUUCUGACUUGAGUUCCGCAACACCUACUUGUACUGCGUUUCUCAUUGUAUUUGAAUAUAUAAUCUUUUCUACUUGUCGGCUAACUAUUAGCUAAUAAUUGUUUUAGUAUCUUUAUGGCAUGGUGAAUAGCAUUUGUAUUUCAGAUUCAGGUUAUUAGCUGUUGUGUUUUUCAGAAAAAAUGAAAAAAUGAGGAAAAACGAUGAAACGUGAACUCGAUCUUUGUAUAUUUGACUGUAUCAUAAAGCAAAAAGAUUGUGUGUUUAUGUACGUUGUUGCUAUCGAGGACAGGCACUGUCUAGAACUGCUAUCUUUUACACAUCCUUACUUACAUUUAAGGUGGUCAGUUCAGGACUUUUUUUUAUAUAUAUAUGAAAGCAUUUUUAAAUAUAUUGACUUUAUUUUUCAUCCAUCCUGUGCAAUAUGCUGUGUAGAAUUAUCAUUUAUUGUCUCUAAUCAUGCCAUAAACAAAGGAACCACCCUUUUUUUGGGACUCAGAGAAAGGGGGGAAACUCAUGCCAGCUAAAUUGUGUCCAUUCACUGCCUGUCAGAUUGUUGAUAUAAACUUGUGUACAGAACUUUUUCAAGGAAGGAAAUAAAUAUCAGCUGGAACUGAAA
This is a messenger RNA of Dicentrarchus labrax (European seabass), 4566 nucleotides long. RefSeq names its product SRY-box transcription factor 4b (gene sox4b). The transcript has a single exon. The coding region runs from base 599 to 1855 and encodes 418 amino acids. Lineage: Eukaryota; Metazoa; Chordata; Actinopteri; Moronidae. Gene Ontology annotation, molecular function: RNA polymerase II cis-regulatory region sequence-specific DNA binding; DNA-binding transcription activator activity, RNA polymerase II-specific. The record is from RefSeq and is a predicted model, not a curated record. Gene Ontology annotation, biological process: cell differentiation; anatomical structure morphogenesis; positive regulation of transcription by RNA polymerase II.